This is a messenger RNA of Phragmites australis (common reed), 1408 nucleotides long. Its product is annotated as UPF0481 protein At3g47200-like. Bases 26 to 1408 code for a protein of 460 amino acids. Lineage: Eukaryota; Viridiplantae; Streptophyta; Magnoliopsida; Poales; Poaceae. The record is from RefSeq and is a predicted model, not a curated record. The transcript has a single exon.
CUACGUGAAGCGCGCGGAGGAGAAGAUGAAUGGUGUGGCUGUUCCGAAAUACGGUGGCUCCGAGUCUGAACAGCCGCCGACCAUCUACACGGUCCCCUCGGAGCUGAGAUCGGCCAACGUGGAAGCCUACCUCCCUGUCGCCGUCGAGAUCGGCCUCGUCCACCAACGGUGGGCCAACCCGGACUUCGAACUCCUUCAGGACUACAAGUGGUGCUGCGUGCGCAGGCUCAUCAGCAGGCACCACCUUCUCCAGGAGUCAUCCCGGACACGGACGCUCCUGCGCCGGUGCCUGGCCGCCUUGAAAAGCCUGGAGCCGCGCAUCUGGGCGUCCUACCCGCGGAACGUCAAUAGGCAGGACCGGGACCUAGUGCACACCAUGCUGCUGGAUGGAUGCUUCAUCCUCCACCGCCUGCUCAAGUACGCGCGCAUCGCUAGAAGAGAAGCUGCUUCUUCUGCUUCAGCGUCGGCCACCGCCGAAGGUGGAAACGAUGACGACGAGGGGGACGACGACUGCUCGCAAGUGUUCGGGAGGUGCUGGGUCUGGGGGUUCGUCACGCGUGACCUGUUGUUGCUCGAGAACCAGAUCCCUUUCUUCGUCGUGGAGAAGCUGUUCGAGCAGCUCCGAACGGACCCUAACGAGACCAGCGAGGUCCUCGUGGCCGGUGCACUACGUCUCUUCCGCUCGCUCCGGCCGCAAAAUCUGCACGCCUCGCCAAUCACCUGCGUCAACGUGCACCACCUCCUGCACCUCUUCUACCUCUCCGUUGGGAAGCCAGCCCCGGCCCCGGCUCCGGCAUUUGACCUGCACCAACACGUCCAGCCGCCAUCGGAGUUUACGCAGUGGGUGCCGUGUGCCAGGGAGCUGGAGGAGGCCGGCGUCAAGUUUCGCGCGAGGCAGGACGCGACGAGCUUCCUCGACAUGGAAUUCCACGGGGGCGUCCUGGAGAUCCCGAUGCUACAGCUGUACGACUACAGUGAACCCCUACUCCGCAACCUGAUCGCCUUCGAGCAGACCUACCCGUUCACGCCGGGCAACGUCACCGCCUACGCCAUCUUCAUGGACUGCCUCGUGGCCUCGCCGGAGGACAUGAGGCUGCUGCAACUCAGCGGCGUGCUGGUGAACCAGAUGAACAGCGAGCGGGACCGGGAGGCGGCGAGGUUCUUCGGCCGCCUGUGCCACGAGACCUACCUGGCCGCGGACCGCAACUACCUCGCCGGCGUGAUCACGGAGUUGAACAAGUACCAACGGGCAAGGUGGCCCCGGUGGCGCGCGGCCCUGGUGCGCAACUACUUCAGCAACCCGUGGGUGACCACGUCGGUGGCCGCCGCCGUGGUCUUGCUCGUCCUCACCACACUGCAGAGUUUCUUUGCUGCGUAUGCAUACUUCAAGCCACCCAAGCAGCAGUAA